AUGGCAUCGUCAACAUCACUGGAAUCAACCACUGUCGUGACCGAUCCAGUGAUACCAUACACGGAAAUGAUUGCGAAUGGAUUGUGUCCUGGUCAAAGUAUCAUUAUUAAGGGAGCCGUCCUGCAUGACCUGCAUCAGAAACGUUUUGUUGUAGAAUUUUGUUGCGGUUUACUCAUUCAAGGUGAUCAUCGAGAUGACAAAGCAUUACAUUUCAAUCCUCGAUUCGAUACUGGUAGCUCAUGGUUUGGUCUUUCACCUGAUCGACAAAUUGUAUUAAAUUCGCUAAUUGGUAACCGAUGGGGUAUGGAGGAGCGCUACGCAAAUGUUUUCAAAGAAGGAAAUGAAUUUUCAAUGCGCAUCUUGGUGCUUGCUAAUUAUUUUAGUAUUGCUGUGAAUGGUCGUUAUUUAUGUGACUAUUUACAUCGGAUACCGAUUACUGACAUUAGGACAAUUUUUAUAGAAGGCAAUGUCCGAAUCAGCACAAUUGAAUAUCAUGGCAUCGAUAAUACUACAACUCCCAAACAAAUGGAAUUCACUGACAAAAUUGACAAGCUUUCCAUCAACGAUAUUAUCCGCAAGCCUAAAGUUCCUUUAAAAAUGAGUUUGCAAACACGAUUGUCGUACGGCGCAAAAGUAUUGUUUACUGGUACCCCACUAAUGAAUGCAGAGUGUUUCACCAUUAACUUUUUGACAGCGAUGGAAUACUUUUUCCAUUUCCGAGUAGAUUUUGCAGUGGGAAAUGAAAAGAUCACAGUUAACAGUAAUCAUUUUGCUAAUUUUAAUUACCGAAGAUCUUCCCAGCUGAUGCGCGUUGAAAGUAUCACUGUGAAAGGUGAUCUGAGCCUGCAGAAAAUUGAGUUCCGGCUAUUUGCAAUCUUGGAGAUACGACCUUAG
This is a messenger RNA of Acanthocheilonema viteae, 894 nucleotides long. NCBI's taxonomy places the organism in Eukaryota, Metazoa, Nematoda, Chromadorea, Rhabditida, Onchocercidae. The record is from the annotation of a GenBank genome assembly.